This is a messenger RNA of Westerdykella ornata, 906 nucleotides long. Its product is annotated as Ham1-like protein. Gene Ontology annotation, cellular component: cytoplasm. Gene Ontology annotation, biological process: nucleoside triphosphate catabolic process. The record is from RefSeq and is a predicted model, not a curated record. NCBI's taxonomy places the organism in Eukaryota, Fungi, Ascomycota, Dothideomycetes, Pleosporales, Sporormiaceae. Gene Ontology annotation, molecular function: nucleoside triphosphate diphosphatase activity. The transcript is spliced from 4 exons. The coding region runs from base 286 to 906 and encodes 206 amino acids.
AAGUUUCCGAAUUCCGCAUUUCAGAGUCACAGAGCGGGAUUGGACAUUUAAGAUUAUCAAGCGCGGAACUGUUUUUUUUCUUAUCGCUGAAUAUAUCAGAUGCUGACCUCGCUGAGUUUGUAAGGCAACUCAACGAUUCAUAUCCACCGCCCUGAAACUCUACACAACCUAACGAAGAGGAAAAGAGCUAGUUAUCGGCCUCGAAGAGGGACACGCUAAACCGAGGAACUGCCAGUCAUUGAACUCUCGACGCAAUACAUAUCAACUCCAAUUCGAAAACGUUUAAUGCGUACACGACACGCCAUGGCUUCCCAAGAUCAAACACCAUCCACGGCCACCGUGCCAAAGCACCUCAACUUCAUCACGGGCAACAAGAACAAACUCGCCGAAGUCCAAGCCAUCCUCUCGGGCGUCAUCGAGCUCCGCUCCCAAUCCCUCGACCUCGUCGAGAUCCAAGGUACCGUCGAGGAAGUCACGCGCGACAAGUGCCGGCGGGCGGCUGAGGCUGUCCAAGGCCCCGUGCUGGUGGAAGAUACAUGUCUCUGUUUCCGCGCCAUGAACGAGCUCCCCGGGCCGUACAUAAAAUGGUUCAUGCAAUCCCUCGGCCCACACCAGCUGCACAAGCUCCUCGCGGGCUUCGACGACAAAUCUGCCACCGCCGUCUGCACGUUCGGCUACAGUGCCGGUCCUGGCGCAGAACCCAUCUUGUUCCAGGGACGCACCGAGGGGAGACUGGUGGAGAGCAGGGGGAGUACAGUGUUCGGCUGGGACUCGUGCUUCGAAUACGAGGGCAAGACGUACGCCGAGAUGGAGAAGAGCGAGAAGAACGCCAUCUCGCACCGGGGCAAGGCGCUGGAGAAGCUCAAGACGUGGCUGGCGCAGAAGGUAGACGGCGAGGCCGUAUAA